Nelumbo nucifera (sacred lotus) is the source of this 1224-nucleotide messenger RNA. RefSeq lists its product as uncharacterized. The record is from RefSeq and is a predicted model, not a curated record. NCBI's taxonomy places the organism in Eukaryota, Viridiplantae, Streptophyta, Magnoliopsida, Proteales, Nelumbonaceae. Gene Ontology annotation, molecular function: peptidoglycan glycosyltransferase activity.
UACCCCUGUGAGCAAGCAUUAAUAGCCUUGUCUCUAAUGCAUGUAAGCGGCCAAGCCGUCCAGCACUCCAGCCCAGACUACUGUUGAGCCAUCAGUCAAUUGAGUCAUCAUGGCCUUGCGUAUGGUGCAUCGUCCGAUGCUCAGCAACAGUAAGUCAAGGUUUCACUUCAGAAACACCUCCUCCCCAAAACAUUCCGACAGACACUCGAUUCCCUCACCCAACUUCUCAAAUUCUUUUCUCCAAUCAAAGCCUCUUGCGAGCCGGAACUGGGUUGAGACACGGGUUCACUCGUUCCACCCAUGGAGCUCUCCCCUGAGACAACCGAAGAGACGUUUAGUUUUGGAAGCAGUCAUUCUUUUUGCAUUYUUUAUGAUCCUUCUCUGCAUUCACAUCCUCUUAUCUAUCCUCCCGCCUGAUUUCCCCCAGCGGUGGCAUCGCCUCAUUGUUUUUUCGGAGGAGAUGGAUGCCAGGGCCAGCAAUUAUCCUUCACAUUUGUGGCAAGCCGUUGUGGCUUAUGAGGAUCGUCGAUUCUUCCGGCAUUGUGGAAUUGAUCCUGUUGGGAUUGCUCGUGCUGUGUUGUCAUUGUCUGCUAGCGGAGGUGGAAGCACCAUCACUCAACAGCUCGUGAAGAAUACAUUAUUGAAAAAUGAACGUACAUUAGCAAGAAAAAUCAUUGAGGUUAUUCUGGCACUUAUACUGGAGAGGAAAAUGUCAAAAUGGAAGAUACUGAACUCCUAUCUGAGUAAGAUAUACUGGGGACAUGGUAUUUAUGGAAUUGAAUCAGCAUCUGCUUUCUAUUUUGGGAAGCACCCAUCCCUUCUUAGAUUGGGAGAAUCUGCAAUGCUUGCUGGGAUUAUACCUUCACCUGAGGCCCGGUCACCACUGAGGGACCCGAGCAGAGGGAAGAGCUCUCAAGCUAGAGCACUAAGGAGAAUGGUGGAAGCUGGUUUUAUUGAUAUUGAAGUAGCACUUUUCGUUGUGAAUCAACCUCUACUUUUAUGUGUUGAAGGUCCAGAACUUGUAGCGGGGAAGGAUGCAGGUAAUUCAGAUAAACAAAGUGGCAGGAACUCAACCACGAAAGAAAUAUGGGACUGGAAAAGACAAAGCAGCAUCUGGGAAGUAAGAGAGAAUAUGGAACUGUGGGCAACAAAGGUCCGAAGAAGAUCUGUUGGGAAAUCGAAAUGAAUAUUUUCUCAAGAAAUGCAAGGAAUUCUUUCCCAUAA